AUGAGCUCGCAGGGAUUUUCUUUCCCACCUCCGCCGCCUCCGCCGCCAGUAACUAACCAGGCGCCGGCUCACUCGACUCAACAUGGGCAGAACUGGGGUGGACGCGGUGGACAUGGCGGAGGUCAGAGGGGACGUGGAAGAGGACAGGGCAACCGAGCUAGAGGAGGAAAUCAUGCAGAAAGUGGACGACCGCCAUCAUAUCUUCCCCCUGCAGGUUUCAACUACGCGCAACCAAUGUAUGGCGGAUACCCUCAGCCUCUUCCCACUGCACCUUAUAUGCCUCCCCAACCCUACCAUCAUGGACAAACGCCGGCCUUUCAGAAUUCUCAAAAUCCAACUUCGUUCCCAUCUCAACAAUAUCCCCAGUCGGUAGCUCCGGGUAACUAUCAACACUACAAUACGCCCAACCUUUCCACACCUUACCCUCCCACAACUCCGACGUACAUACAAGGCUUACCAGCACCUCCCCAUGUCCAUCAACCAAACAAUCAAGCAAUGAUGCCCCCAAUGCAAUGGCGUAAUGAGAUGCAAGGCGCGGCGCCAUACAUGGGGCCUCAACCCGGGCAAGCACGAGGGCCACGACCUCAUGCGCAUGGCAAUCAGGGUCCGAAACCCAAACAUAAUCAGAAGCGGGACCACUCAUCCGCAUUUAAUAAACCUCAAUCAACUGCCCCUCGAACUCCCGCGGCGCCUGCUGUCCCAAGCUUCGGUAACCCUCUACCCUCAAAGCCACCACCCGCCGCAGACUCCACAUCCAACAGAAAGGCAAAGAAAAGAAAAAGGAAGCACAACCAACUUGGACUGACCCCUAAUACCGAAGACCACGAGUCAAGCGAAGAAGAGGCUGAUGAAGACGAAGAAUCGAAGCUGGCGCAAGGUGGAUCAGGCUCAACACCACUUCAGGUCUCAUACAAAGGAAAAACGUCUACGUUGCAAACACCGUCCGAUAUCGCCGCUUGGAUUGCAGAGCGGAAGAAGAAGUUCCCCACUCAAGCUCGGGUUGAAGAAAAGAAGAAGUCGAUGGAGGAAGCAAAGGCAGCUCGUGAGGCAACCCGUCAACAAAAGCAAAAAGAGCAGCAAGAAAAGCGCAAAGAGCAUAUCCAAAAGCAAAACGAACACAAGACAGAUGCUGCUGCAGAUGCAACGACAAACGCGCAGCGCAGGGAGACGAUUCGGCGCAACCUUGAACGAGAGGAGAGACGUAUUCAAAAAGCUAUGGCCGAGACCGAGGCUGCUCGUCUUCGAAUGGAAGCUCUACAGAAGGAGGCCUUGAGUCUAAAUGCAGACUCUCAAGACGAAGAUACGGGUAUCACACCCAGGCAUCAAGACCUUGCCCCAGCCCCAGUUAUCAAAGCCGAACCUGCAAACGCAGUACCAGACUCAGAGCCAGCCCUCAAAACCGAACCCGAAAAUGCGGUACCGGAGCCAGCCAUUAAGACCGAACCCGAAACUACGGUGCCAGAGGCAACAGUAAAAACCGAGUGUUAUGACCCAGUUCCAGAGCCGGCGCAAUCAGCCGUCCCCGCUUCCCACGCGACAGAGACGCAGGGAGAGCCUGCGGUCUUACCCGAGUCCUCCAACCCCGAGCACACAAUCAAGACUGAGCACCCCAACGACCAUGGCCUGGAUGGCAUGGAGCUCGCAUCUGAUCAUGGGGCCAGUGAUUGGACCUCCUCAAGUGCAUCUGGCUCAGAUUCCGAGUCCGACUCUGGCAGUGAAGGCUCCGCGCCAGAGCAGGCUACUUCACGUCGCACGGGACCAGAGCGAGUGCCGCCCCCACCCCGCGAAGGCAAAAAGACAGUUUGCCGUUAUUUUGCACGUAAUGGGCACUGUAACCGUGGUGACCAGUGUAAAUUCCUUCAUGAAAACGACUCUGAGCGAACCUCGAAGGCGAAGGCAAAGCCUAUUGAAAAGAAGGAGAAAGAGACGAAACGCAAGGGACUUUAUCAAGCUUUGCUGGACCGACAGAGGCAAGACGAUGACCGCCGGGCAAUGGAAGUGAUCGCCUGGCUAGGUCAGAACAAUAUGUUGGAUUGA
Messenger RNA from Penicillium crustosum, 2037 nucleotides. RefSeq names its product CCCH zinc finger protein. The coding region runs from base 1 to 2037 and encodes 678 amino acids. The record is from RefSeq and is a predicted model, not a curated record. Gene Ontology annotation, cellular component: nucleus. The transcript has 2 exons. Gene Ontology annotation, molecular function: RNA binding; metal ion binding. Lineage: Eukaryota; Fungi; Ascomycota; Eurotiomycetes; Eurotiales; Aspergillaceae. Gene Ontology annotation, biological process: box C/D snoRNP assembly.